UUAACGUCAUCAGAUAGCGACACUGUUUUCUAUACCCUAUGAAGUGAGCUGCGACUUCUGUGGACUAUUCUGUUUCUCUUUCGAAUACUCAAAAUUACAACUGGUGUUAAUAACUGCUUAAAAUGAAAUGUUUGAUUGCAGAAAUGUCGCUAAUGAAUGAGACCUAACUUCCUCCAAAGAAUCUGGCGUCAGGACUUGAUUCGGAAGAGCAUGGGUCAACAGAUCUCUAGCCAGACCCAGAUGGUCAUCAACAAGCUUCCGGAGAAGGUGGUGAAGCAUGCAGCCCUGGUGCGAGAGAGUGGCUUUCUUACCUAUGAGGAAUUCCUGGGGAGAGUGGCAGAACUCAAUGAAGUAACUACAAAACUGGGAGCUGGCCAGCAGAAGCAUCUAUUAUUCGAAGUCCAGCCUGGCUCUGACUCGUCUGCAUUUUGGAAAGUUGCUGUGCGAGUAGUUUGCACAAAGAUAAACAAAGUCACAGGGAUUGUGGAAGCCACCAGGAUAAUGAACUUGUACCAGUUCAUUCAGCUGUACAAGGAUAUCACCAGCCAGGCAGCUGAGGUGCUAGAUGCAGAAGGGGGCUGUGCAGGAGCCUCUGGAGAAGAGUCUUCAGAGACAUCAUGCCAGGCCAGCAUGUGGAUGGGCAGGGUGAAGCAGCUGACUGAUGAAGAGGAAUGUUGUAUCUGUAUGGAUGGCAAAGCUGACCUCAUACUGCCAUGUGCUCACAGCUUCUGCCAGAAAUGCAUUGAUAAAUGGAGCGAUCGCAAUCGAAACUGCCCCAUCUGCCGCUUGCAGGUGACUGCAGCCAACGAGUCCUGGGUCAUGUCUGACGCUCCAACAGAGGAAGAUAUAGCAAGCUAUAUCCUCAACUUAGCCGAUGAGGCAGGCCAUCCUCACAGGCCUUGACCUCACCGCGCCACCCUGCAGAGUGUAACGCAUAGGGAGAACAUUAAAAUGACUCAUAACUAGUUUCAUGUGAUGGCCUGCUGCUGGUUAAGGAUGAAGAAAACCUGGCUUUCUGAUUUUCAGUGUUGACCAGCACACUGAAAAGCAUUCUACUGAUGCAUCCAGAAAAAUUACUGUGUGGUGUAGUUUUAAGACUAUCCUUUGGUGGGUUCUCGUACAUCCUGUUAGUAUUGGGAAGUCUUUUUUUCCAUUUAUACUUAUAAGCUAUCAAAAUGUGAAUUAAAGAAUUAAUGUGGGUUGGAUAAUCCAUCAGCAAUGACAGGAAUUCCAUUUGGCUGUGUCACUAUUAGUGCUAACCUAGAAAUUAAAUCAAGUUGCAGUACAUUUUUACUUUGAUAUCAUUUUCUAGCACACUGAUGUCUGAUGGUGAGGUGGUUUAUUUAACAUUUUUUUCUGUGGUAUUGUAUGACAUGAACUUGCAAUGGAGUUCUUUUCUUCCUGGUUUCAUUUCAUAACCUUAAAACAUCUCCCUAUGCAGGGGCUUGUUUUCAUCAACUUCUCACAUCAAUCAGAAAGGAGCUUUUAAAGUUAAAAAUGCAGGCUACUCCAACACUUAAGAUGCAGUCUUGAGUUACAGGCAACAUUAGUCUGCUCCAGUCACACUCAGGGAUGAAGUAUCAUAACAGUCAUGAGUGGUGAUAAAUGUACAUUUGAUUCAAAGUUUUUGGUAUAUGGAAUUAAUUAUGUCAACCUUCAUUGAUAAACUCUGCUGUAGUCUUCUUUCAUUUAAAAGGAAUCUUUAAAGAAAACUCAAUUUGCAUAUUAAAAUGAGCCCUGCUAUUACACCAGCUUUUGACACAGAACAAAGUGAAAUUCUGUAGUGUUGAUGGAUCCAAUCAAAACAUUUGUCAGAGAAAAGAGUUAAACUUUAACACACCUAAUAUUAAAAAAUAACAAAGAACUAAAAAAAUCUAAAAUCAAGUCAGAAGUGCUUGUAAACCGGUUUUAUAUGAUCCAGUGAUCUUAUGCUGUGCUUUGUUUUAAAAAAGCUGGCUUUGAUGUUUCUCUUGUUGCUCUUGAUCAUCUGUCAGUGUAGCAGUCAUAUUAAUUCCAUGACAUGUCAAAAGAAUGUGUUGCAAUCUGGGCACUUUUCCUAAAUUAUCUACAGAUGUUCAGCUCAGAAAAUUCCUAACUACUGCAUGUAUUUCAAAAUCCAGUCCUGAAAACAAUUGAUAAAUGCAAUUGAAGCACCUUGAGAUAAUUACAGUAACCUUAAUAUCUGUAAUGGAAAAAGUGCAUAUUACUAAUUUUAUAAUUGUUCAUGGUCUUUUUAUUAAGAUAUAUUGCCAUAUACUCAAUAUAUAUAUUUUAUUUAUGUACAUUUAUUGUUUGAAUAAUAUCAAUCAAUAUUGAUCCUAUUAGGUUGUGGAUAUAAAGUUAGGAUUUUGUUUAUUUUUUGGCUUGCAGUGCAUUUUAAAGUAGAAAAGGCUUGUGGUAUAAUUUCUUUGUAAUUUACCAAAGACAAGAAACACUUCUGAAAGUGAGCAUUUUGCCAUUUUGCAAUACAAAACAAAUGUCUUAAAGUACAGAUGGAACCAUGUCUUACUUCUUAGAUAUAAUCCAAUAAACUGAAGUCAAUACCAGUUAAUGUUUCUUUUGAUGUAUGGACUGAAGUAGAUUAUCCUGAUGUGGGGACUGUCUUGAGGCAGAUUUGAUAGAGUUUUAUGUGGAAACUUCAUUUAUGAUCCUAUACAAUGAAACAUUUCACACCAGAGAUAGAAAAGAACAUUUCUUUAGGUAAACUAAUCACUGAUUGUAAUCAGUGGUCAAUGGGAAAGCUUCAGUAGGACUGAGUGUUCACUUCAGAAUUCUUUGUGUUCAAAUCUGAAAUCUCAAAAGUAUUUGUAAUACAGGCAAUCUUGAUUAUACCCAAUUGCGGGUUUAAACACAUACUGUAGUAGUUUAAAUACUUGUGAUUUGUGAGUUGAAACCCCCUGUACUUAAUAAAUUACUUAUGUUCUUUUACAAAUUAAUUUAGGUUCUUUUUAAAAUAAUUUUGGAUUCACAUUGUAUGCUGUAGUAACCAGAAGAAUGCAACUGAUAAAAUGUGAUUUUCUGCACUUUUUUCAUGUUUUUAAACAAGUUACUGUAUUUAUAAAGCCUUUUUUGACACUCGAUAAUACAUGACACUAAAGCUAAUAUUUUUCUUGAUGUUUAAAAAUUAUAGAAUGGUCAGUAGUGUGUAAAAUUAUUAAUAUGAUACUUCCAUUAUAAACCGAGAGGAAUUACAAAAUCAGAAUUGGAAAGUUUCAUUUGUUGCAGUUUUAAUACUUUGCAAAACUAUUUCUAUUAGAAGGUAAAAAGACUUUUUUUAAAAUAAAUGAAGAGUAAAACGUACAGUAGCACAAAAUUACACUUCACUGUUUGUCUUUCAUUUCAAUGAAGUUUGUUGUGUGGAAUUAGGCCUUCCUCUUGCGUCAUAGAAUCUAUUUACAGUAUUCCUUAUCCUGGUUAUACCUAUUCCAAGACGUUUGCUUUGGUCUUAAAUAUGUUUACCCUCAGAGGGGUCUGGAAGAUGAGAUAUUUCCAAAAUGGAAACAAUUUAAAAACUGGAAAUUAUAAAAAAUAUCAAAAUAUAAUUAAAAUUGAUUCCCAAAAACAAAUGUAGAAAUUCUGAGAGCAUUCACCGAGUUAUUCAUGUUGCAUAUUUUGAUAAGCCGGAGAGUGUUAGUACAGUAUAUCGGAGGAAAAUGUUUGAGAUUUGAAUCAGCCUGUUUCCAGUGGAAAUACUCCUCUACCCCAAAAUUAAAAAAUGUGCAUUAUCUACUGUUUAGCUGUAUAAUGUUAAAAUAAAGCACUGAAAAAGCGUUGUAUAAUGUGUUCCAUACUGACUGUAGAAUAAUAAAAAAGGUCUUAACAUUCA
Lepisosteus oculatus (spotted gar) is the source of this 3826-nucleotide messenger RNA. It is a transcript of the gene rnf141, whose product is annotated as ring finger protein 141. Gene Ontology annotation, molecular function: ubiquitin-protein transferase activity. Gene Ontology annotation, biological process: protein autoubiquitination. The record is from RefSeq and is a predicted model, not a curated record. NCBI's taxonomy places the organism in Eukaryota, Metazoa, Chordata, Actinopteri, Semionotiformes, Lepisosteidae.